GCGGAGUCCACGCUAAAGUCAUCUCCUCGAGUCCUCGUCGGAGCCUGUAUUGCUUUCUACAAGCUUGGAGAGGGAAGUGGAGGGGCUGGAAAGAGUGUAGAUAGAUGGACAUGACGAGAGAGAUUGAUGGUUUUCUACAAAACAAAUUUUGCGUUAGCUUUGAUCAGAAGAUCGAAGAGAGUGGCUCCAAAUUUCGCCUGCAAGCCCAGUUUCGGGAAAUAAGGGAUUUGCUCCGAAAUAUUAAUAUUGGUAACUGCUCGCCGACGGCAACCGAUAAGGAGAAUCCAAUGAGGGAAACCCUUUACAGCCUCAACGAUGUUUGGACGGAGUGCCAGAUAACGUCAAAGACCAACUUACUUGCCCGUGAUCCCUUAAGGAGGAAGUUAAGCAAGAUCAAGGAGGAGAUAGAGAAAGUCAAAUCAUCUUCAAAUGGCGGAACAAAUACCCAACAGUCUAAUGAUAGACAAGUGAGCUCAAUUCUUCGCUGGAGCUCUCGGUCAGUUGAUGCAUCGAUGGUUCAUGGGUUUGAUGACGAUGUAAUCUCACUGGAAAAAGUACUUCUCAAGCAAGGAAGUGAGGGUCGUUUCAAGGCAAUAGGGAUCACCGGUAUAGCUGGUUCAGGGAAAACCACACUCUGCCAAGUAUUGUUCAAUAAAAAUGAGGUGAAGGACUACUUCUUUCCGAGGAUCUGGGUAUGCAUGUCAGCACAGCCCGGCGACGAUCCGGACCCAAAAAUAGCGAUCCUGAAGAGAAUGUUGGAGAGCCUUGGAGUAGAAGAGGAGAUAAUCAACAACCAGGAACAUAAUCUCAAGGAACUACUGUAUGCUCUUCACCUGCAAUUGCAGGGGAAGAGAUAUCUGAUUGUGUUUGAUGAUGCCAGGGGCGGGGGCGGGGAGACAGACAAAUGGUACAGAGAGCUGAGUUUUUCGCCUACUCGUGAUGGACAAUGGGAUGCUCUUGCUUAUGGGUUGCCAAAAGAGUGUGGGGGAGCAGUUAUUGUCACCAGUAGGAAAGAGGAAAUAGCUAAAAAGAUGGUUGGCAGUGAGGGAAUCCUACAUCUCGUUCAGCCCCUUUCAGAACCAGAGAGCUGCUGGCUUAUAUUCAUGAAAGCAGCUGAACAGGACAGUAUGAAGCUCAGCACCUCCGAUGCGGGAAUUCAAAAGAAAGAAAUCUUUAAAAGAUGUGCGGGCCAUCCAUUGACUGCAAAAAUGAUGGGUCGGAUCUUCAAAAAGCAACACCCAGAGGGAGCAGCUCCAAAUGGAAGCCUUCAACAACUCCCAGAGGAAGGCGGUCCAAAUGAAAGCCAUCAACUCCUCCUAGAGGGAGCAGCUCCAAAUGGAAGCCUUCAACAACUCCCAGAGGAAGGUGCCCCAAAUGUAAGCCAUCAACAACACCCAGAGGGAACAGCUCCAAAUGUAAGCCAUCAACAACACCCAGAAGGAACAGCUCCAAAUGUAAGCCUUCAACAACACCCAGAAGAAGGUGCCCCAAAUGGAAACCUUCAACAAAAUGGAAGCCUUCAACAACUCCCAGAGGAAGGUGCCCCAAAUGUAAGCCAUCAACAACACCCAGAGGGAACAGCUCCAAAUGUAAGCCAUCAACAACACCCAGAAGGAACAGCUCCAAAUGUAAGCCUUCAACAACACCCAGAAGAAGGUGCCCCAAAUGGAAACCUUCAACAAAAUGGAAGCCUUCAACAACUCCCAGAAGAAGGUGCCCCAAAUGGAAGCAUUCAACAACACCCAGAGGGAGCAGCUCCAAAUGGAAGCCUUCCACAACUCCCAGAGGGAGCAGCUUCAAAUGGAAGCGGACCGUAACAGUAUUCUAUAUUGUAGUUCCUUCUUCUCUUGCUUUUGAUUUAUCUUCUUCGAAGUGUUUAGCUUUAUGUUGUCAUUUCCUUUUGAAAUCAGAUAAAUGUUGCCUUUGUGUGUGCUGAUCA
Corylus avellana is the source of this 1939-nucleotide messenger RNA. RefSeq lists its product as uncharacterized. Gene Ontology annotation, molecular function: ADP binding. NCBI's taxonomy places the organism in Eukaryota, Viridiplantae, Streptophyta, Magnoliopsida, Fagales, Betulaceae. The record is from RefSeq and is a predicted model, not a curated record.